GAAUCAUGUCAGAAACACCACCACAACCUAUUGAAUAUGUACCAUACAAAGACGAACAUCAAUUACCAUCCAUCAUUCGGUUGAUUGAAAAUGAUCUCUCCGAACCUUACUCCAUUUAUACCUAUCGUUAUUUCAUUCAUAACUGGCCUCACCUUUGCUUUUUGGCAAUGGAUGGGGAAGCAUGCGUUGGGGUGAUUAUAUGCAAAUUGGAUCCUCAUAAAGAUCGGUUAAGAGGAUAUAUCGCCAUGUUGGCAGUGGCCAAAGAUUAUCGAAAACGAGCUAUUGGGAGUACACUGGUGCAACGAGCGGUGCAUGCCAUGAAACAACAACAAGCUGAUGAGAUCGUGCUGGAGACUGAAUUCACUAACCAAGGCGCUUUGAGCUUAUACCAACGUUUAGGUUUUAUCAAGGACAAACGGCUUUAUCGUUACUAUUUGAAUGGUAUCGAUGCUUUUCGAUUGAAAUUGUUUUGUAAUACCAUGGUCAAGGAUAGUUAGUUUACUAUUAUUAUUAUUAUUUUUUUAUUUAGAUUAUUAUUGUAUAUACAUUCAAUUUAAUAAAAAUCCAAUUCUUGUUGUUUUUGAU
Halteromyces radiatus is the source of this 585-nucleotide messenger RNA. RefSeq names its product putative acyltransfersase. The record is from RefSeq and is a predicted model, not a curated record. Lineage: Eukaryota; Fungi; Mucoromycota; Mucoromycetes; Mucorales; Cunninghamellaceae. Gene Ontology annotation, cellular component: NatC complex. Gene Ontology annotation, molecular function: protein-N-terminal amino-acid acetyltransferase activity. Bases 6 to 497 code for a protein of 163 amino acids. Gene Ontology annotation, biological process: N-terminal peptidyl-methionine acetylation. The transcript is spliced from 2 exons.